AUGUGUAUUGUAGACCUGACUGAUGACGAUGGGACUCCAAACUGGGGAUUGGCCAAGAUUACCGCAGUUAAACCCCAGAACCCCAAAGAGGAGUUCCAUCUCCAUUGGUUUGGGACCUACUCCAAAGCUAAGAGCCUCGCCAAGCGGGCUUAUGCCCCAGCAUACAUCGACAGCAGGGACGAUCUUGAGAUCUAUAAGUGGAAAAAGACAAAAACCUUAGAAGAAAUGACCAUGAGGGUCCACAGGUCCGAAUUGCGAUUCUACCCGUUCAGUUUGACGAAUAAGAACGAGAUUCCAGUGAAAAUCGUUAAAGAAUUGGUUACUGAUGGAUACGCGGUGAUGUUGAUUUCAACGAUAAAUUAG
This is a messenger RNA of Pelagomonas calceolata, 363 nucleotides long. The record is from the annotation of a GenBank genome assembly. Lineage: Eukaryota; Pelagophyceae; Pelagomonadales; Pelagomonadaceae.